Exophiala aquamarina CBS 119918 is the source of this 1986-nucleotide messenger RNA. RefSeq lists its product as uncharacterized. Lineage: Eukaryota; Fungi; Ascomycota; Eurotiomycetes; Chaetothyriales; Herpotrichiellaceae. The transcript has a single exon. The coding region runs from base 1 to 1986 and encodes 661 amino acids. Gene Ontology annotation, molecular function: peroxidase activity. The record is from RefSeq and is a predicted model, not a curated record.
AUGGCUCUACCUAAACUUCCCAAAGUGGUUGAGGAUGUCAAGGCGCGCCCUUUCAAGAAGAACUACAUUCUGUUCUGGAACAAUCUGGGUCUUGACCUAAACCGUAUCGUGCACACUUUCGCACCUGGCGGGCCGCAGGACGGCCCGCCAGUCUCCGCAAGAGCCUUAGCGAUUCUUCACCUUGCGAUACAUGAUGCAUAUUUUGGGGUAUUCCCUUGGAAGGAACAUACGGGGGUUGUAACUCUCCCGGACAUCCCAUUGUACCUAGAUGAAAAUAGAAUUGGGGAAACUGAGGCACCAACGAGUGAGGAGGCGAAAGAUGCCGUCGCUGGGGCUGCCAUCAGGGUUCUACGCAAGUUGUAUACCGAGCCAAAUAAGCCAAAUCCUAUUGGAUCAGACCCCAGCCAAGCGAGACAGAUUACGCAGAGUCUGGCUGAUUUCAUCGAUACAAAUGUCAACACCUAUACCGACUUCCAUGGGCUGAACGUCGGAUCCAAAGGCUAUCAACAUGGAGUCAAGGUUGCUGACAGAAUUCUCAUCGAACACGAAGUCAAGAGUACUGACAUCGGCGCUGGUUCAGGAGACUAUAAGCCGAAAUCAGGUGAAGCUUUUGCGUUUGAUGAUGACCCAUCCCAUCCUGUCAGGCUUCGCCCAGACCUGGGCAAUAAGGCAAUGCGCCCAUACCAUGGGCCGAAAUACGGCACAACAGCCACUAUUAUGGCAGCGACAAAAGACUUCAAAAUAGCAGAACCAUACAUCAAACCUGGAUAUCCCAUCCCCCUGUCGGGCAAUGAUGUCAGAUACAACCAAUACCUUGAGUCUCUAGAAGAUGUGUACAGAAUGGGAGGAGCGGAGGGCCUCCCAUCAACCCGCAGGCGCCCGGCUCAAACCGCUGAGGCCUUGUUUUGGGCUUACGAUGGAGUCAAACUCAUCGGCACGCCUCCUCGUCUCUAUAACCAGAUCAUUCGCCAAGUCGCCUUCGACAAGGCGAAACAACCGAUCGAUUCCGAUCGCAACAAUGCCGAUUUUGCGCGACUGCUGGCUCUCGCGAACGUCGCAAUGUCCGAUGCUGGUGUCUUUUGCUGGCGCGAGAAAUACGCCUACGAAGUCUGGCGCCCGUUGUCGGGAGUCAGACAGCAUCCGGGCGAUUCAGCACCAGAAGGUGCGGCACGGCCUUUCUGGAAGGUUUUAGGCGCACCCGCGACGAACAGCGACGAAGGCGGCUUCAAGCCUCCUUUCCCAGCCUACCCUUCAGGUCAUGCAACAUUUGGUGCAGCAGCCUUCCAGGUUGUUCGUCGAUUCUAUCACGAACGAUGUACUGGACCAGUUAUUUCGGCGUUGUUGGAUACCCAAAAGGGUGAUCCUACAGGCCAGAGCGAGGAGUCAACCACAAACAAAGCAUCGAACAUUAACGGUGCCCCUUCAAAUCCUCCUAUCUGUGGGAACGAUACAUUAGGGUUCACCUUUGUAUCGGAUGAGCUUAACGGUAUCAGCCGUGAACUCUACCAGGCCUACAUCCCGACCGUAGAUUUGAAGGAUCAACCGGGGGAUGUUCGCACCCGCAUCAGUUUGACCUUUAAGUCAAUGAAGCAUGCGAUCUAUAGUAAUGCGAUCUCCCGCAUUUGGCUUGGCGUGCACUGGCAUUUUGACGCCUUUGCGGGAUAUGAUAUCAUGCAUCCAUACGCCGAUGGGGAGACACCUGCAACUGGCAAAGACAAGUUUAAUGAGCCGAAACGUGGUCCUGGCUACGACACGAAUCCUUACAGACCGAAGUGUUAUAAACAACUGUACCAAUGUGAUGCUGACGGAUCAACAAAGUAUCGUGAAGUUGAGGAGAUGAACUGGUUUCAUACCAGCACCACCGUGGGAAAGGACACGCGGUACUACGGUGGUGUGCCCUUGGGCAUGCAAAUUGCCGACAACAUCUUCGAAACUGGAAUGAAGAGCGAGGGAAGUUUGCUGAAUCUGUCACCACAAUCCUGCUGA